CCCCUGUAAAGCUGUCCAGCCGUGAAACCUCUCGUUCUCGUUAGCCUCCGCCGCCGCACCCUAACACAACACCACAGGCACGCAGGCGGCGAUGGCGGCGGCGAACGCGGGGGACGUGGAGGUGGUCGACUUCGACUCCGAUGACGACGACCUCAUGGACGACGACGCCCCCGAGGUCAACCCGGCCCCAGCCGCCCCCCGCCUGCGCUCCACCAUCGCCGCCGGCGGGGACUCCACCGCUGCCGCGCGCAAGACCAAGGGCCGCGGAUUUCGCGAGGAGCCUUCCUCCUCGCGCCCCCUAGCCGGCCGCGCCGAUUUCGACUCCCUCGGCUCCGACGACGGCCCUGGACCCCUCAGAUCUAUUGAGGGGUGGAUUAUUUUGGUAACCGGCGUCCAUGAAGAAGCACAGGAGGAUGACCUACAUAAUGCUUUCCGGGAAUUUGGGCAGGUCAAGAACCUGCACUUGAAUUUAGAUCGUCGUACUGGGUUUGUCAAAGGAUAUGCUUUGAUUGAAUAUGAGAGCUUUGACGAAGCCCAGGCUGCAAUAAAAGCAAUGGACGGAACUGAGCUUGUUACACAGAUAAUAAAUGUUGACUGGGCAUUUAGUAGUGGCCCAGUCAAGCGAAGAAAUGUUCGCAGGAGAUCAAGGAGCCCUGCCAGGAGGAGAUACUGAGCUUGCCUUCACCAUGUCAUAAGGGAGGACUUAUGUGAUGAAACCUGAGCUUGCUUUCUCUACAUUGUCAUAAGGAGAGCUUGUGUGAUGAAAAUUGUCUGUUUUCCAGGUUUUGCGCUUCCCGAUUUCGUGAGUUUAGUUUGACGCAUGAUGGUUUGCUUUUGGUUUCCAACUACUAUGUAGUAUGACUGUUGUAUCUCAUUUCGUGUUUCCUAUUAUUUUGGUGUACGUGGGUGUUUGUACAAACAUGCCAUGAGCACUAUGCCUCGGAUUGUAAUUGCGAUCUAUGUUACUCUGGAAUGGAUGCUUCGACGUUUAUGCUAUCUGUGA
Molecule: messenger RNA, 1003 nt
Organism: Panicum hallii
Lineage: Eukaryota; Viridiplantae; Streptophyta; Magnoliopsida; Poales; Poaceae
Product: RNA-binding protein Y14A
Exons: 4
Coding region: 92-673 (193 amino acids)
Biological process (GO): RNA splicing
Cellular component (GO): nucleus; cytoplasm; exon-exon junction complex
Molecular function (GO): mRNA binding
Source: RefSeq, a predicted model, not a curated record